Capsicum annuum is the source of this 1710-nucleotide messenger RNA. RefSeq lists its product as uncharacterized. NCBI's taxonomy places the organism in Eukaryota, Viridiplantae, Streptophyta, Magnoliopsida, Solanales, Solanaceae. The transcript has a single exon. Bases 414 to 1571 code for a protein of 385 amino acids. Gene Ontology annotation, molecular function: protein binding. The record is from RefSeq and is a predicted model, not a curated record.
UUACUGUUAUUGAAAUCUGAUAGUGGCGGCCAAGAGAUAACAAAAAAAUGUCAAAAAGGUAACAUGGUAUCUUCCUUAUUGUACUACUAUUUUUUAUAAUGAAAAGCACUCUGGUCCCUGGCCAGUGGCCACAACCAAAUAGUGACCCUUCUUUUUGCACGGUCUCAAAAUUUUAAAACACUCAAGAUUGGUUGGUUAAUAAAGUUGAGCCUUUUCUUGUUACUAUAUGAAUUUAUUAAUAACACUUUUGUCUUAUUAAAAAAUGUAUCCAUUACCUCUUGUUAAUUGUUGUGACCAAUCCACACAAAAAGUAAUUAAUCUAGACUAUAGCAUAUAAGUAUUCUUAAUUUCCUUUCCAUGCAUACUGAACUUUAUUGGUUUGUUCUCUAUUUUCUUUUUCUUGUUUUUGAGAGAUGAUGAACAGUACUACUAUCAAAUUUCUUAUACUUUUCUUCAGUGUUACAGUAGCACAACCACUAAAAGGACAAAACCAAUUGAUUUUGGCAGAUCAAAGACUUGCUAUAGUAUACCCCAUUAUCCAAAACUUCAAGAAUACUAUCUCUUCUGAUCCUUUAGGUGUUACAAAAUCUUGGGUUGGUCCAAAUAUAUGUAAUUAUACUGGUUUUUACUGUGAAAGUCCUCCAGACAACAACUCAGCAAUUGCUCUUGCUUCUAUUGAUUUCAAUGGGUUUCAACUUAGCGCUUCGACGCUUGAUGGCUUCCUUGAUCAGCUUCCAGAUAUAGCCAUUUUUCAUGCUAAUUCCAACAAUUUUGGUGGGAAUUUGUCUCCAAAUAUCGCGAAUCUUCCUUAUCUCUAUGAACUUGAUAUUAGUAACAACCAAUUUUUCGGGCCAUUUCCUAGUGCAAUUUUGGGCAUGAAUAGCCUAAAUAUAUUGGAUAUAAGAUUCAAUUCUUUCACUGGAUCUGUCCCACCUCAACUGUUCACUAAAGAUCAACUAGACGCGCUCUUCAUCAACAACAACAAUUUCAUGCAGAGGCUCCCUGAUAACAUCGCGACAAGUCAUGUUACUUAUCUUACCUUAGCCAACAACAGAUUUUUCGGUCCUAUCCCACGUAGUAUUUCCAAAAUCUUGUCGAGUUUGACAGAGAUUUUACUGCUCAACAACUUGUUGAGUGGCUGCCUCCCUUAUGAACUAGGAUUCUUGAACCAAGCAGUAGUUUUCGAUGCUGGCAAUAACAGACUCACCGGUCCACUUCCAUUCUCAUUAGGCUGCUUGGAAAAUGUCGAAAUCUUGAACUUUGCUGGAAAUCAAUUGUAUGGUGUAGUCCCUGAUGUGAUUUGUGCCCUGGGGAAUUUGGUUAAUUUAUCGCUGUCCGAUAACUAUUUUACAGGAUUUGGGCCAAUUUGUUUGAGAUUGAUAGAAAAUGGAGUGCUUGAUUUGAGGAAUAAUUGUAUUCCUGGUCUUCCAUUUCAGAGAUCAAUGGCUGAAUGUGUAGCAUUUUUUGCUUACCCAAGGUACUGUCCACAUAUGGUUACAUAUACUUAUAUUCCUUGUUGGCUUUCCAAUUUCAAAACACCUCCUCUAGAUCUCCCUAAAUUGGCUCCUUAGCAAUCCUUUUUUUUUUUUUUGUAAAAUUAUUAUUUUAAAGUUAAAAGUUUGUAUUUUCCAUUGAACAAAGUGUGAAUGACCAAAACUGUUUGUAAGUUCAUCUGACCACAUAAUGCAAUAACAUAAGUGUUCAUGAUGA